AUGGCAUUGACAAUUAUUGUUGCAUCUGGUUCCAAUACAACAUUAUCAAGCUCCAUAUCUAACAACAUUGAAACACACCAUUGUCGAGCUAAAGCUUCCGCAAGGGGGAUUUCCCCUGUGUUCUCCGACAAGGACGCUGAUGCUGAUGCUGAUGCUCAUCAUCUGUCUUCUACCAAUGGAAUGUUUGUUGAUAAAUCGGUUUCCCUUUCGUAUCCUUUUAGACUACUUCUGGCUUAUCAGUACAAAGCCAGUCUCGCUUCACUUGAUUUUAAGAACCGGGGUGAUAGAGUGCUCCAUGAUGUGAAUUCAUUGAUUGAACGAAAGUCUAAUGGCCAUAUUACACAGCUUCUUCCUCCCGGGACAAUAACCAACUUAACCAGGCUUAUCUUUGCAAAUGCACUACGCUUCCAGGGUCUUUGGAAACACAAGUUUGAUGGUCCAAGAUACGAAUUCUCAUUUUUCCUCCUUAAUGGCACCUCUGUCAAGGUUCCCUUCAUGACAAUCAAGAAGAAGACACAUUAUAUUAGAGCUUUUGAUGGUUUCAAAAUCCUCCGUCUUCCUUAUAAACAAGGUAGAGAUAGAAAACGCCGCUUCUCCAUGUGCAUUUUUCUUCCCGAUGCCCGAGAUGGACUUUCAACUUUAAUUCAAAAAUUGUCUUCCGAGCCUGGUUUCUUGAAAGGCAAACUUCCUCGCCGAAAAGUGCGAGUAGAUGCCCUCGAGAUUCCAAAAUUCAAUAUUUCUUUUACAUUUGAAGCUUCUAAUGUGCUCAAGGAGGUUGGAGUGGUUUCACCUUUCUCCCCAAUGGAUGCAUGUUUUACAAAAAUGGUGGAGAGAAGAUUUUACCGGAACAAUCCUCUUUGUUGGGCAGGUGCUCAAUCCUCUUGAUGGAUUACCGGUCGAGGUUAGCCAU
Molecule: messenger RNA, 910 nt
Organism: Lotus japonicus
Lineage: Eukaryota; Viridiplantae; Streptophyta; Magnoliopsida; Fabales; Fabaceae
Product: serpin-ZX-like
Exons: 4
Coding region: 1-885 (294 amino acids)
Molecular function (GO): serine-type endopeptidase inhibitor activity
Source: RefSeq, a predicted model, not a curated record